Molecule: messenger RNA, 2149 nt
Organism: Mugil cephalus (flathead mullet)
Lineage: Eukaryota; Metazoa; Chordata; Actinopteri; Mugiliformes; Mugilidae
Gene: gch1
Product: GTP cyclohydrolase 1
Exons: 6
Coding region: 85-855 (256 amino acids)
Biological process (GO): tetrahydrobiopterin biosynthetic process; tetrahydrofolate biosynthetic process
Cellular component (GO): cytoplasm
Molecular function (GO): GTP cyclohydrolase I activity; zinc ion binding; GTP binding
Source: RefSeq, a predicted model, not a curated record
UGAGGCUGCGGGAGGACUUGAGCUGGAAAUCCCGGAGUCCGCGAGACAACCCCGAUCAACAAGUGUCAGACAGACGAAGAAGUGAUGGAUCACUCCAAACAGACGCAGAAGGACGGCGGGGACAGCGGCUCCGUGCUCAACGGACACUUUGACGGGGUGGUGAAGCGGCCGGCGGGCGGCCCCGGGCGGAGCGCCGCUCCCCAGGCGCCCGGAGCCGAGUCCGGGUCGCACCGGCAGUGCGCGUCGGUGAUGGAGAGCUGGAAGGAGGAGCGCACCAGGAGCGUGGAGGACAACGAGAUGAGCCUGCCGUCCCUGGCCGCAGCCUACACCACCAUCCUGCGGGGGCUCGGGGAGGACCCGCAGCGGCAGGGGCUCCUGAAAACUCCCUGGAGGGCCGCCACGGCCAUGCAGUUCUUCACCAAGGGCUACCAGGAGAAAAUUAUCGACGUGCUGAACGAUGCCAUCUUUGAUGAAGACCAUGAUGAGAUGGUGAUCGUCAAAGACAUUGACAUGUUCUCCAUGUGUGAACAUCAUCUGGUGCCCAUCUUCGGCAGGGUUCACAUCGGCUACCUCCCCAACAAGAGAGUCCUGGGACUCAGCAAACUGGCCAGGAUCGUUGAAAUCUACAGCCGCCGACUACAAGUUCAGGAGAGGUUGACCAAACAGAUUGCUGUGGCGAUCACUGAGGCUCUGCACCCCACCGGAGUCGGAGUCGUCAUCGAGGCAACCCACAUGUGCAUGGUGAUGCGAGGAGUUCAGAAGAUGAACAGUAAAACCGUCACCAGCACCAUGCUGGGAGUUUUCAGGGAAGAUCCAAAAACCCGCGACGAAUUCCUGACACUCAUCAGGAGCUGAGGAGGACCAAGCUCUUCCUCUCCCUCCUGCUCCUCCUCCUCCUGUUGCCUGGGGUUACCUCCACCUGCACGGACCAUGUGUCGUGCCACUUGUGUCUCUGUGUGUGUGUCUGUGUGCAUGUGCGUGUGUGUGUGUGUGUGUUUCCAUCUCGCCAAAGGCAGAGUGUUUAUUGUGUUGUCCGUCGUCGUAGCGUGCAGAUAAAGUGCAACGUUACCUCGGUGAUUUCAGGACAUUGACUGACACGUUGUUUACUUUUAAAUCAGUUGACAGACUUUAAUCUUUUGUCCAUGCAUGUUAUGUGUGUGUGUGUGUGCGUCUGUGUGUGUCGUUAAUCAAACACCAGACUCCGGCCUCGAGAAAUAAGACUGAAACGCAACUUUAAUCGAUCCUUUAGCAUAGUCUUUUAUGUCUUUAAGUCUUUUAUGGAGAAUGUCUUUCAAAUAACACAGAAACUACAAGGUUUCUGUUUGUAGUGAAAUUAGAAAAUUCCAAGAAAAGCUUAAUUUCUUCAAGCAGAAAGGCAGAAGAGACUCAUGUUGACUUUCUAUUAUUUAUGCGAUUAAUGAAGCAAAAUUGCCAAAAGUUAGAUUUUUGUUUUAAAGAAUUUAUCUAAUCUAAUCUGAAGACUUUUGUCUGAUUUAUCCUCCUGUGUUUUAUUGAAGGUUUAAUUAGCAGCAGCAUCAACUAAUGGUUUUCACCUGUUCAAGAUCUUUUCGCUUCACGUUUCUGCGCCGUGCAGAACUUUAAGACUCCGUCAGACCUCAGAAACCUCAGACGUUAUCAUUUCCUUUUCGACUUUUCUUUUCUUUAAAGUCAUGGGGGGUUAAAAUCGAAGCUACUGAAAACGACACCACCGUUGUCACUGUUCAUUAUAUUUUCAUGAUCCUGUACAAGGAUCCGCUUUCAUGUGCCAAAAUAAUAAUAAUAAUAAAAAAAAAACAACAACUGAAACCCCAACAAGCAGAUUUACAUUUCCAUGAGAGGCAAAGGAAAUGUGUGUGUGUGUGUGUGUGUGUUGUCGUCUUUACACUCUUCAUCCCAGCUGAUGAAGAGUGUGAGGAAGCUGAGUAGUGAGUGACUUUGUGUUAACUCUUGUUGCAAUUUCAUUUUUUUGUUUUUGCAUCUCAAUGCACCAUAAUGUCCAAACGGAUUUCGGGAGGUUUUAAGUGAAGAUGAGCGCUAACAAAUGUGUUGUUUUUGUGGCCUUGUUGAGAAGGACGGCCUGUCACUUCAUGUACUGUGUUUCAUUCAGAGACUUUUUAAUCAAAGAAAAUAAAUCUCUACAUGACAGGGA